Oldenlandia corymbosa var. corymbosa is the source of this 2613-nucleotide messenger RNA. The record is from the annotation of a GenBank genome assembly. Lineage: Eukaryota; Viridiplantae; Streptophyta; Magnoliopsida; Gentianales; Rubiaceae.
AUUCCAUUGGCAGAAAAGCUUAGAAGUUCACUUUAAUGGGGGGGGGGGGUUUAAUUAAUUGAAUAUUCCACCAAUUAGGGAGCUUUUGCUGUGUAUAUAUACUAAGCCAUUGUUCUUUAUCUCCAGUUCAAAUGUUAAAACAUUCUCGUGGCUGUGUCCCAAACUCUUUUUUUAACCAAAAAAAAAAAGAGAGAAAUGCAGGCCAAAGCACAGAAUUCGAUCCCACCAAAGUUCAUCAAUCCACCACCAAAAAUCCCCAAAAAACUUCCCCAGAUUUCUUUGCCAAAUUCUAACAAUAUUAACAUUAAAGUCCCGCAAGCCAUCUCAAUCACAGCUCCAACCCAUGAAGUUUUGUCACCUCAUCAUAAAGAAAAUGAUCAGUUGGUCCUAGACGAACAAACUGCCGCCUUCUGGGAUUACCAGUUCCUCUUCGUCUCGCAACGGUCGGAAACAACCCGGCCGGUGUCUCUUCGCAUUGUGGAAGGCGCGAUCCCGACGGAUUUCCCGUCCGGCACGUAUUACCUAACCGGACCGGGUCUUUUCACGGACGAUCACGGCUCGACCGUGCACCCUCUAGACGGGCACGGCUACCUCAGGACUUUUAAGAUUGAUGGGGCCACAGGCGACGUGGAGUUCAUGGCCAGGUACAUUCAGACCGAGGCCCAAGCCGAGGAGCGGGACCCGGUGACCGGACAGUGGCGGUUCACUCACAGGGGCCCGUUCUCGGUGUUGAAAGGCGGCAAGAUGAUGGGAAACACUAAGGUGAUGAAGAAUGUUGCGAAUACUAGUGUGUUGAGAUGGGGUGGGAGGUUGUUUUGUUUGUGGGAAGGCGGUGAUCCUUAUGAAAUUGAGGCAAACAGUCUUGAUACACUUGGGACUUUUGAUAUUGUUAAUGGAGGAAGUAGACAAAACAUUAUGAUGGAAGAAGAAGAAGGAGAAGAAGAAAAUCACGGUGAUGAUGAUUAUGCGGGAUCAAUGGUCGACAUAUGGGAAGUUGCUGCUCAAGUUCUGAAGCCUAUUCUCUAUGGUGUAUUCAAGAUGCCACCUAAAAGAUUGCUGUCCCAUUAUAAGAUUGAUGCCCAAAGGAACAGGCUCCUUAUCAUGUCAUGCAACGCAGAGGAUAUGCUUCUCCCUCGAAGCAAUUUUACUUUUUAUGAAUUCGACUCAAAUUUUAACUUGCUCCAAAGCCAAGAGUAUAGCAUUCCUGACCAUCUAAUGAUUCAUGACUGGGCUUUCACUGAAAAUCACUACAUCUUAUUUGGCAAUCGGAUCAAGCUGGAUAUUGCAGGAUCAAUGACGGCCGUGUGUGGGUUAUCUCCCAUGAUAUCUUCACUGUCAGUAAAUGCAAGCAAGCCCACAUCUCCAAUCUAUAUGCUUCCUCGGUGUCCGACAGAAUCAAGAAAUAUUGCGAAAAGAGAUUGGAGAGUUCCCAUUGAAGCCCCUUCACAACUAUGGGUUAUUCACGUUGGAAAUGCAUUUGAGGAAAGUGAUGAGGAUGGAAAUACUUGCAUCCAGAUUCAAGCCAGCGGAUGCUCUUAUCAGUGGUUUAAUUUUCAGAAGAUUUUUGGGUAUGAUUGGCAAAAUGGUAAACUAGACCCUUCUGUGAUGAAUGUUAGACAAGGAUCAGAUAAAUUAUUGCCUCAUCUAGUUCAGGUAUCUAUAAGUUUGGAUUCAAAAGGGGAUUGCGAAAAGUGCAGUGUAAAUGACCUGAAUGAAUGGUCUAAACCAGCGGAUUUCCCAGUGAUUAACCACGAGUUCUCCGGCUGCCAGAACACCUUUAUUUAUGCAGCAACUUCCUCCGGCUCCCGCCGAGCUCUGCCACACUUUCCGUUUGAUACGGUGGUGAAAUUCAAUACUACGGACAAAUCCAUUUCGACAUGGUCUACAGGCAGAAGAAGGUUCAUUGGUGAGCCAAUUUUUGUACCGAAAGGAACAAAACAAGAAGAUGAAGACGAUGGAUACCUUCUCGUUGUGGAAGUGAGUAUAUCUGCUUUUAACUUUAUGAUGUAUGUCCUGAAAAAAUAGUCAACACUGAGUUUUUGAUAUCUAUCCGAUUAUCCCAGCUGACACAUGCAUUUUUAUUAAUCUUACGUAAUAUUGAAUUGACAUUGCAGUACGCAGUUUCAACACAAAGGUGCUAUCUUGUUAUGUUGGAUUCAAAACUGAUGGGGAAGGCUAAUGCAUUGGUUGCGAGGAUUGAAGUUCCAAGAGACUUGAAUUUCCCACUUGGUUUUCAUGGAUUUUGGGCAUCUGCAGGAGAUUUUAGUAUUUAAAUCAAAGCCCUUCAACAAUCAUCAUACAUAUAUUCAUUGUCCAAAACUGAAAAAGGGAUACAUGGUAUGAUUAAUUUGUACAUAUUGAAUUACCUACCGAUGUAGGAUAUAGCUCUCAAUACGUAUUGGUGAUCAUUCUUUGUAAUCAAUUAAUCUUAGUUGUAAUUUACGGUACACAAAAUUUUAUUUUCGUAUAUCGCUAAUACAAGAUUUCUUCAACUUUAAGAAUCAAGUAAAUUUAUAUUUUCCAAUUGGUAUAAGCCUUCAGGGCUCAAGACUUCAACUCUGCAAUUCCUAACAUUGGACUCUUUUACUUGAAAUUUGAACCUGACACUACUCC